Acanthaster planci (crown-of-thorns starfish) is the source of this 1770-nucleotide messenger RNA. Its product is annotated as alpha-1,3/1,6-mannosyltransferase ALG2-like. Gene Ontology annotation, cellular component: endomembrane system. The record is from RefSeq and is a predicted model, not a curated record. NCBI's taxonomy places the organism in Eukaryota, Metazoa, Echinodermata, Asteroidea, Valvatida, Acanthasteridae. Gene Ontology annotation, molecular function: GDP-Man:Man(1)GlcNAc(2)-PP-Dol alpha-1,3-mannosyltransferase activity. Gene Ontology annotation, biological process: dolichol-linked oligosaccharide biosynthetic process.
CAGCAUAUGCACGCUGUAGCUAUAAUAUUGCCUGCAGUCUUAAUCUUGGAAACUAAGCUUCCGAUUCGAUGUGAUGCAAUCAGUUUUGUUUGGAUAACUCGCUGUUUUCAGCUCCUGCAGACGCCGUUCAUCAAAAAGCUCAUGAUCAUUAGACUUGGUUCAGUAAUCAAAUCGUCUUAACACUAAUGCAGUCGUUGUAAACGCGAUGGUGAAGGUUGUUUUUGUUCACCCUGACUUGGGAAUCGGCGGAGCAGAGCGACUGGUGGUGGAUGCGGCUCUCGCUUUGCAGGCCCGGGGACACUCGGUCAAGUUGUUCACGGCCCAUCACGAUCCUGGACAUUGCUUCAAGGAAACCAGUGAUGGCACAUUGGAUGUCACAGCUGUGGGUGACUGGUUACCGAGGAGUUUCUGUGGUCGAUGCUAUGCCCUGUGUGCCUACAUCAGGAUGAUAUACGUCGCUCUCUACCUAGUGCUUUUCAGCGGGCAGCAGUAUGAUGUUGUCUUCUGCGACCAGAUCUCGGCGUGCAUUCCUUUCCUGAAGAUGAGAAGAAAAUCAAAGGUUUUGUUCUACUGUCACUUCCCAGACCAGCUCUUGACCCAACGCUUGACCUUCCUGAAGCGUCUGUAUCGAGCACCCAUCGACUGGCUGGAGGAGAGGACAACAGGAAUGGCUCACUGUGUCCUGGUCAACAGCAGCUUCACAGCCAAGACAUUUGCCAAGACAUUCCCAUCGUUGGGUCACAUCCAGCCUGAUGUCCUCUACCCAUCCCUCAAUUUCUCUGCCUUUGACAGCCCAGUAGAAGCCCCCAAGGAUCUCCUGCCCCCAAACGUUGACAUUCUCUUCUUGUCCAUCAAUCGCUUUGAAAGGAAGAAAAACUUGGGAUUGGCCAUUGAGGCUCUCGGAAAGUUACUUGAAAAACUACCUCAUGAGGAUAGAAAGCGUGUGCAUCUGGUCAUGGCUGGAGGUUAUGAUGAACGCGUAACAGAGAAUCGCGAGCACUACUUGGAGUUACGCCAGCUAGCAGACAGGCUCCACCUGGAUGAUCUUGUCACCUUCAAGCGGUCCUUCAGUGACACUGAGAAGCUGAGCCUCCUCAGCAGCUGUGCUUGCCUGCUCUACACCCCUAGCAAUGAGCACUUUGGCAUCGUGCCCAUUGAAGCCAUGUACGCAAGCCGGCCCGUUGUGGCAGUCAACAGCGGCGGACCGCUGGAGACCAUUGUGGACAAACAGACAGGGUUUUUGUGCAAGCCCGACCCAGAGACCUUUGCACUGGCCAUGAAGGAGUUCGUCACCAAGAAGGAUCUGACCAAGAAGUUUGGCAAGGCUGGCCGUGCUAGGGUUGUCAGUAACUUUUCCUUUAAGGCAUUUGGCAAUAAGCUGGACAGAAUUGUUAGAAAGCUUCGCAAAUUAUAGCCGUUAUGAACAAUUGGCUCCACUCCUUAAUGUACAUCAAGGUAUUUGGUGACCUUAGCAGUACCAUUUGAAAAUGAGCUCUGUCAGGAUUGUUGGCAUUUCACUUACUGAAUUAUGAAAUCAGCUUUGGAUAAACUUUGUCACAAUCCUCAAUUUAAACUCAUUCAGGUUUGCAGCUCUAAAUCUGUAAACAAUGUGUUACUAGCAUCACAGUGCUUUGCAGGAACUACCGAGGAAAGAAAAUCAACAUGCCAACUGGAAUUAGCUUUAUUAUUUGCAAGAGAGAUGUUUGCCUAUUGCCUAAGUUAAAUGAAAAAUUCAAAUUGGAACAAUUAAAGAGUACUAAAAAAAAUGGC